AACAUCCUCAGGCACCAUAAAAAUUUUUCCAAUAUCAAGAACCAAUCUUGGUCCAAAAACGGCUCUAACAAAUUGCUGGAAAUGAAGAAAAGAUCAGUCCGUAUUGCGAAAAUUGCUUUUUGUAAUGCAAUUUUGUCUCGGAGGCAUUACUCAACUGAAGCUCAAAGAGACUGUUUGUGUUUUACGUGGCUUGAAAAUGAGCAACGGAAUCCUAAAAAAGAAUGCCAGUAAAAUGUUCAAAGAGGAGACAUUCAGUGAUUCGUUCAGAUGCUUUCGCUGUGCUGCAUGUCUUUCUUAUCCGUUCCUAUAGUUGCAAACAAGAAAAUCGUGGAUUCUUAUAUAGACACUGAUUUUCUGUUGAAGACUUUAGUGGUAAUAUGCGCAUGUCCACAAGAGAAUCUCAGAAUCUGAGAAAAGAAAGUCCGUUCCGUCUAAAUCCGAACAGUCUCGUUUUAGAUUAGGCCUAGGUAGAUGGUGGUCUCUCAAGAGGUCUGGAACUGCAUAUAUUUGACAACCAUUGCUAAUAUCAGUUACUAUGAUGUGGGUCUUGCUCCAUUUGGUGAUGUCAUCGAGCAUCAGCACCGGCACGUUUGGCGAGUUUGAAAUGAUUCCUCCAAGUAACGGAACCGAAAACCUGAUGCACGUCGAUACUGAACGGAUACAAAAUCCAUUAGAAUCAAACAAAUUGCCUGGCGAAUUUAUUGUUCCACGUAUAUCAAAUGACGAAAGAUUGUUUGGGAGAAGAAGCCAAUCCAUCAAGAGUCGUCAUAACUCAACGGACGAUAACAUUUAUUGCCGUGCUCCGGACGGACGCUAUCUGCCCACCGAUAUCUUCGCUUUGGAUACUUGCACCCGUUGCUAUCAAUACAUCCCGGACAACCCAACUUUUUUCCGCCAAAACAGCAAGUGGAACCACACGGUAGUCAGGAUGCGGAGUCUGCUAAUAGAAACUGACAUAUGGUUUAAUGUUACGUUUCUGACUCAUGAUGUCCUUAAUGAAACGAUGGCCGCUAAUGAAACAGACACUGGGAGCAAACUCUUGCUGACUUUUGUUGAUUUUAAAUCACAAGAGAAAUGGAGAUCUUGCUGUAGGGCUGCGGUCGAUUGCUGUCAACAUAUGCUCGAAUCCAUGCAACCAAACGAUGAUGAAUACAAAAGUAACAUCUCAGAUUAUGGCAACGAAGAGGAAAAGGCUUUCCACUCGCAACCAAUCAUCAAGUCAACGCCAGUUUCAAAAUUUUGCCCUCCUACAUGGGACGGUUGGACGUGUUGGGAAAGAACCAUUCCUAAUCGAAUUGCUCUAUCCGUGUGUCCCAGCUACAUCUACUUCGAGACAGAACCACCCGCUUGUUCACGUUAUGCCGAGAAGGUAUGUACUUCUGAUGGCACAUGGUAUCGCCGAGGAGAUGUAGGUUCGGCAACAGAAAAGACCAACUACAGUCCAUGUAGUCCUGUUGGUACUCUGAGGCAGCGAACGAAUGUUCAUUUAAUCGCUUACGCUGUCUCCGUUGCGAUGCUUCUUCCAGCCCUUCUCGUUUUCUACUCUUACAAGCAAUUAAAUGUUUACCGCAUCCGGUUACACAAAAACAUGUUCAUGUCAAUUUUGCUGAACUCGAUACUCGUCAUCGUUUUCAAAGUGUUCACUAUUCUACCAAAAUUGGCGAAUAUCUCUGUCAAAGAGUCCUAUGUGGAUGAGAAUGCUUUUUUCUGUCGCUUGGCUUUGAUCACGUUAAAGUAUUUGCGUAUGACCAAUUACAUGUGGAUGUUUUGUGAGGGCUUCUACCUGCACCGUUUAAUCACUGCUGCCUUUGCUGAGGAAAGCAGUUUUUCAGUAUUUUAUUUCAUCGGUUGGGUGCUUCCGCUCAUUCCUACAGGAAUCUACGCAUUCAUUCGAUUUAUUCGGUAUGACGUUCGCUGUUGGAUAGAACCGAUUGAAGCCUGGGAGUGGGUGUUGAAUACACCUUGUCUACUUUCGCUAGUUAUGAACCUGGUCUUCUUGAUAAACAUUAUUCGAAUACUGGUAAUGAAACUGCGUUCGACGAGCAUUAAUGAACCCAGUCAAUUCAGAAAAGCAGUCCGUGCUACCCUCGUCUUGUUUCCUCUGUUUGGUCUGCACUUUGUCGUGACAAUCUAUCGACCGUCUAAGGGCGGAUGCGAUUGGAUCGAUUUUUAUCACUACGCGAACGCUUUACUCGACGGGCUCCAAGGGUGUUUGGUCGCUAUUAUAUUCUGCUACGGAAAUAGCGAGGUUCACUACCUGUUGCUGCGUUCCUAUCGACGUUUUAAAGAUAACCGAUGUCUUCGAAAUAGUAAAACAAAAAAAGGACGGAUCGAAGUCAACGCGUGAAGGUGGACGAGAGAGGACGCACACGAAGUAUAGGAUGCUCAGUUUUUCUUGGUCGCAGCACCUUUUCCACCCAUUUUUCUCUUGCGGAUUGCGCUCCCAAUAUUCGACAAAAGCAAAUAACAAUAAACAUUAGACCUGUU
Messenger RNA from Daphnia magna, 2487 nucleotides. RefSeq names its product calcitonin gene-related peptide type 1 receptor-like. The record is from RefSeq and is a predicted model, not a curated record. Gene Ontology annotation, cellular component: plasma membrane. Gene Ontology annotation, molecular function: G protein-coupled peptide receptor activity. Bases 536 to 2347 code for a protein of 603 amino acids. The transcript is spliced from 13 exons. NCBI's taxonomy places the organism in Eukaryota, Metazoa, Arthropoda, Branchiopoda, Diplostraca, Daphniidae. Gene Ontology annotation, biological process: cell surface receptor signaling pathway; adenylate cyclase-modulating G protein-coupled receptor signaling pathway.